AUGCAUAUCGCAACUCUCCGAUGCAUACAGAGUUCAGACCGAACUUCUGAAGCAUCGAGACGUGAAAAGAGGGGAAACAGCUUUGCCUCCCACCAAAAUCGUUGGCAGAGCAUCUUCACUUCUGCUCAAACCUCAUUUUCCCAUCUCAUGCCAAGAACAGCACAAACCACCCACUGCCCACUCUCAUUUCACAAGACAAAGCUCUGGACCCUGUCAAGCCCAGAUCAUUAA
This is a messenger RNA of Colletotrichum tamarilloi, 231 nucleotides long. RefSeq lists its product as uncharacterized. The record is from RefSeq and is a predicted model, not a curated record. NCBI's taxonomy places the organism in Eukaryota, Fungi, Ascomycota, Sordariomycetes, Glomerellales, Glomerellaceae. The transcript has a single exon. Bases 1 to 231 code for a protein of 76 amino acids.